GGCCCCAUUUUCAUCUCUCCUCAAAGUCUCUCUCUCUCUCUCUCUAAGCGUACACAUAGACACAUAGAAGUGACUUAUUGAGACGAAGAAAAUGAAUAGUGGCCAGGAGGAUAUUGGCAUCUGCCCUAGCUUCAACUGCUAUUCAGCUGAUGGAUUGGCAGAAAUUGCAGUACAAGUCUCCAAGGAGAACUCCAAUGAAGACGAUGAGGAUUUUGAGUUUUCUUUGGUAAGCGAAAGUAAGGAAGUUUUGACCGGAAACAGCGAAAUCAAGUCCAUUUUCCCUAUAUUUAAUCGCGAUCUCUUGGUGAAUAACGACGAAAAGAUAUUGGAACCGUCUGAUCAGGUGGAGAGUAUUAAAGUUCCAUUAAGUAAAUUAUUUAUCGAAGAUCGUGGUGAGGAGGAGCGUGAGAUUCCAUCGUCGUCUUCAUCGGAAGCUGAUGAAUUGGAGAGCGUGCCAGCGGGAACGUACUGUGUGUGGAGGCCAAAGGCGACGGAACCCUCGCCGAGCAGGUGUCGGAAAAGCAAGUCCACCGGAUCUCGCUCGAGGAGGUGGAAGCUUCGCGAUUUGAUGCGACGAAGCAAUAGCGAUGGCAAGGACUCUUUUGUCUUUUUGACACCGAAACACCGGGAAGAGAAACCGGAGAAGAUUGAGACUUCAAAAAAAUCAAAAGCAAAAGGCGCCGUCCUAGGUGGCCCGCCGGGGUCAUCAUCAGCUCACGAAGCGCACUAUAUAAGGAAUAGAGCGAUCAAAGAGGAAAAUAAGAAAAAAUCGUAUUUACCAUACAGAAGAGACCUCGUAGGGUUUUUCGCUAAUGUCAACGUUUUAGGCAGGAGUUUUGCUCCGAUGUAGAACCCGAAUGGUUAUACCUUCAGUUCAAACGGUGGUACACUUUCGAAAUCUUUGUUUAUUAACUUAAACUUUUCCAUUUUUAUCCAUAGUUGUCGAUAAUUUAGUCACAAAUGCUCGAUACUUUGUUGAUAAUUUAAAUAAUUUAUCAACUAAGAACAUGUGCAUAGAUAGUAAAUUGCAGUUUCUUUGCUGUUUCUCGAAAUGGUUGGUGUUGUACUGUAAACGCAAUUGGUUUGAGUGCACAAGUGUUUCAAGAUACUAUACUUGAUAUUACUUUCAGAUAUUAA
Messenger RNA from Olea europaea var. sylvestris, 1137 nucleotides. RefSeq lists its product as uncharacterized. The transcript has a single exon. NCBI's taxonomy places the organism in Eukaryota, Viridiplantae, Streptophyta, Magnoliopsida, Lamiales, Oleaceae. The coding region runs from base 92 to 850 and encodes 252 amino acids. The record is from RefSeq and is a predicted model, not a curated record.